Messenger RNA from Chilo suppressalis (striped riceborer), 3138 nucleotides. NCBI's taxonomy places the organism in Eukaryota, Metazoa, Arthropoda, Insecta, Lepidoptera, Crambidae. The record is from the annotation of a GenBank genome assembly.
AUGAGACCCCAUUUCAGUAGGAAAGAAGGCGCAGAAGGGGGAGGGGGGGCGGCGGGCGCGCAAGUUGAGGAGGAGGAUGACGAUGACACCUGUUGGCAGCUCUGCAUCGAAAAGUUUCCACCACCUCUGCGCGCCCUCUGCGAAUCACACAGAUUUGAAAACUUACAUGUCUUCCCCGAGCUGGAAGAUGCAAUGAUACAAUCGACAUUUGUGGAGAUGUUGUACCAAAGGUACUUCCUCCGGAUGAAUCAGACUAACAUGACACAUCUCCUGGGACUGCUGCUGGCUGUCGCAAUCAUACUCCUUCUGGUACAAGUGCGGACCUUGCUCCUCGCGCAGAACUAUCUGAGCAAGCUGCUGCCUGACAACAACCUGACAGGGACGAGUGUGAGCGCCGGUGCGUGCGCUCUUUUCACAUACGUCAUCUAUGCGACGCUGCCGCUAAGGCUACACGAGGCAACGCUGGGUGGCAUCGCUUUGGCCACCGUCAACAUCGGCGCCCAUCUCAUACUUGACAGGACUUCGGAUAUGGAGAUUUUUUGCACCGCGACAACCCUGCUGGCUUGCAACCUAUCUGGAAUCAUGACGCAUCACCCACGCGAGCUUGCUCAACGCCGCGCGUUCCUAGAGACUAGGGACUGCGUCGAGGCAAGGCUGGUCAUGCAACGUGAGAACCAACAGCAGAUCAAAAGCUUGGACCUAGAAAGCUGGAAUUCGCGCAGAGGUUCUCUAAAAACUUCGUAUAAAACGUGCAUUCUCUUCGCGGACAUCUGCGGCUUCACAUCGCUAUCGGACCAGUGCACUGCGGAGGAACUGGUCCGCCUACUCAACGAACUCUUUGCAAGAUUCGACCGUUUGGCAGCAGAACACCACUGCCUACGAAUCAAGCUACUGGGCGACUGCUACUACUGUGUCUCUGGCCUUCCAGAAGCACGCGACGACCACGCCAAGUGCUGCGUUGAGAUGGGGCUGGACAUGAUAGAUGCGAUCGCGCGAGUCCAUAUCACCAAGGAGACGCUGCGCUGCCUGGGUGACGACUACAAGGUGGAGCCCGGGCACGGCGGCCAACGCAACGCUUACCUGAAGGAUCACAAUAUUGAGACCUACCUCAUUGUACCGGAUGACACAAGCCGCGUUGACAAGAAACCACAGCACUCGUUCUCCAUCAACGGCAACGUUUCAAAGGAGAUGCGUGUCAUGGGCCACGGUUCACAGCACGGAAAACAUGCGUCGAAGAUUGACCCAGCCAGCGAGAACAAGAAGCCAGAAGAUGAGGUGAAUGAAUACCUGAUGAAAGCUAUCGACGCUCGGUCGAUCGACCGCCUGCGCACCGAACACUGCCGGCCGUUCACGCUCACUUUCCGCGACCCGAAGAUGGAGCAAAAGUACACAAAUGAGCGGGACAGAAUGCUCAAAGUAUACUUCAUCUGCUCGCUCGUAGUUUACGUGGCCGUGGUCAUGGUACAACUGCUGGCAUUCAACAUUAACGUGAUCGGCUUUAUUUUCAUCGGAGCUUGCGGUCUCGUCGUCCUCUCCGCCACGUACGUCGUUCUCUGCAUUGAUUUCAAGGUGCUUGGACUAUACAGUGGCUCCCGAUUGGAUCCUAAGACGUCGCUACAUGAUGCUGCCAGCAGUGCCUUUUGUCCAUAUGAUAUGAACGAGCACUACCUCCAACUGACACUGAUGGUGAUGUUCCUGUGCGCUGUACACCAGAUUCUUAUUACAAUCGUGAAGACAAUCCUGCUCUUGAUAACCUCAGUGGCAUACUUGGUCAUCACAACUCAAGAGCACAUGUACCUUACUAACUACUUCUUCGAAUUCCAACACCACUGCGGCCUGGAUUGGAACCAGCAGUGGACGAACAUCGUUAUCACCCUAGGCGCCACUGUUGCGCUGAUGCUGCAUUCACAGCAAACAGAGAGUACAUACCGAUUGGACUUCAUCUGGAAACUACAGGCUAAUGAUGAAAAAGAGGAUAUGGAACACCUGGAGGCUUACAACCGUAAACUGCUCGCAAACAUUCUUCCUGAACAUGUCGCACAACAUUUCCUUUGCAGCGAUAAGAACAUCGAUGAGCUGUAUCACGAACAAUGCGAGUCUGUUUGCGUAAUGUUCGCUUCGAUCCCGAACUUCUCGGAAUUUUACGUGGAGCUGGAGGGCAACAACGAGGGCGUCGAGUGUCUCCGCCUCCUCAACGAGAUCAUCGCUGACUUCGACGAGAUCUUGGCUGAGGACCAGUUCAAGCUUGACGGCUGCAACGCGAGACCUUCGAGGGUACCGCCACGCAUCAACAUCGGACCGGUGGUUGCUGGUGUGAUUGGUGCUCGCAAGCCGCAGUACGACAUCUGGGGUAAUGCCGUCAACGUUGCAUCGCGAAUGGACUCCACUGGCCUUUUGGAUCAUAUCCAGGUGACGCAGGAGGUUUACGAUAUCCUAGCGGCGCGGGGCUACAGUCUGCGGUGUCGGGGUACGGUUGAUGUCAAAGGCAAAGGCAACAUGGUGACAUUCUUCCUUGAAGGAGUCGGUGAUGCUAUGAACCCUGGCUGUCGCGAUAUAUACACUAAUCCGCAGCCCUCCACGUCGUCGGAUGGGGGGCGCGAGGAGCUGAGCGCGCGGCCCGACCACUGUCCUCUCGAGACGCUCUCCGAGGGAUGCACGGACGAAGACGGACCCUCACCACGAGCGUCCAUACCAAGGGAAAACCAUACUGACACGGUGAGCCCUAUCCUCCACAAUGGCGGUUCCUCCUCUCGUGAGAGUUUGGCCAGUGCUGUGAGAGCAAGAGUAUUGCGCCGGCUUGAGAGGCCACAGUCCCUCGCCGACGAACCAAGUCUACCAGCCAUCAUCUCGAUGAUCAACGCACGCGCGCAUUCCACAGACUUGGAAUAUGCUGACGAGAAGAAGAACUAUUCCCUUAGAGAUGUGACGAAGACCGUUAUGGAAUCCCGCAGCAGCGGAGAGAUCGAGGCUCUCCUCGACGGUAGAGGGCCUCGUAGAGCAGCCAGUUUAGCGGACUUCCUAUUCAGGCGGAAACAACCUAAACUCAACCUCACUGCGGUCAAUAUUAUCGCCAACCCAAUGAAUGUGGUAUUCGACUGCGAGACCCGAGGAUCACCCGAACCGACAUUCACAAGCUAA